This is a messenger RNA of Drosophila ananassae, 975 nucleotides long. RefSeq lists its product as uncharacterized. The coding region runs from base 27 to 851 and encodes 274 amino acids. The transcript is spliced from 2 exons. Lineage: Eukaryota; Metazoa; Arthropoda; Insecta; Diptera; Drosophilidae. The record is from RefSeq and is a predicted model, not a curated record.
AAGCUCUCUCCCUUCAGUCAGUCAAAAUGCGAAGCCUGCAAGUAUUAUUAAUUAGCUUGGGACUAUUCAGUUUAGUCGCCAGUCAAUCUUCGAGCCUGGACGGCUAUAUCUUGCAAAAUCAACGCCAAUAUGAUGCCAAAGUUAAGUCCUUCGAAGAUCAGUUGGCCAGCUUUCGGACUUUAUUCUCCAAGAGACAAGAGGUGAUAAACGUACAAGCUGAUUUGUUGCAACAAAAACUGGAGCAGGCAUCUGCCCAGUGGGAUCCCAUCGCCCUGAUCGACGGAUGGAACAAGCAGUGUGUCCAGAACUAUACCUCCACUAUUCCAACGGUGACUGUCAUGAGAACAGCGAUGGCCAAAUGUCCGGAGGCAAUCACUGGGGUUUUGAACAAUGCGGAAAGUACCUACAACUCCCUGAAGACCUAUUACGACAAAACUCUGAAGACUGGCUUGGCCAAUUGUAACAAGGUUUACACAACAGCCCUAUUGAACUACACUAUAUGUGUGACAAAAGUGAUCGCUGACACCAACCAGUACACAGUGACAAGUCAGAACAACUUUAAUACAUAUCUGAAAAGUGCCGAGUGCACCGCAGAUGCAAAGAUCAGAACCUCCUGGCAAUGUGCCUUUAACCAGGUUUACUCCACCACCUCCAAGGUGGAAGUGGCUCUAAGACUUGUCAGCGAUUGCAUUGAAAAUAAAAAUGUGUGUGGGUUGAACUUGUGCGAUGAGGGUUGUCCCCUUCGAAAGACAGUGAGCCUUAAGGACUUCGAUCUACGCAACGAAACCCUCAAGAAUCCGUUCAAAUUCACGGACCAGCAUCCAAGUUGUAUGGAAUUGAGGUGGAAUUAAUAAAUUUUAAAGAUCAAGAAAGCAUGUUAAAUGGUUUAUAAAUUAAAGAGAAGUAAAUAAUCUGUUUUAAAGCCAACAAAUGCCAGUUAAAGAUUUAAAAAUUUAAAUAAAUAAGAGAAAUAUA